Drosophila eugracilis is the source of this 2270-nucleotide messenger RNA. RefSeq names its product neprilysin-1. Gene Ontology annotation, molecular function: metalloendopeptidase activity. Bases 173 to 2197 code for a protein of 674 amino acids. Gene Ontology annotation, cellular component: plasma membrane. The record is from RefSeq and is a predicted model, not a curated record. NCBI's taxonomy places the organism in Eukaryota, Metazoa, Arthropoda, Insecta, Diptera, Drosophilidae. The transcript has a single exon. Gene Ontology annotation, biological process: protein processing.
AAUAGGAAACAAUAAUCAGCCACUUGAGUACGGGUGGGAAACACAAAGUGGUGGCUGUGACCAGGGGAAGAGCACCUGCAACAAAAAUAAAUCGGAGAGCGGAAGAGAUAGUUAGCACACAGAGUCUGUCCACCGAUAAGGCGGUUCAGUCGGAAAACAAAGCUCUAACGCGAUGGACGGUCUCCCAGUUUCCGCUUGCCUAAUCUUUAUCACCUUGAUGGUCGGUUCAUCAGCCAUGCAGGGUGGAUUUUUCAAGGAGCUAACAACGCCGUUAGGACAACAGAUCAUGCGCGUUGCCAAGUCUGCGGAGAUGCGAUCCUUUAUUGACGCGGAUGUGAAUCCCUGUGAUGAUUUCGAUGGCUACGCCUGCGGCAAUUUUCGGAAGAUAAAUGCGGCCACUGAAGAGAAAGACAGCAAUUUUGAUCUGCGAAUGUUUGACAAUUAUCGGCGUCGGGUGAGGCAGUUGCUCAAUGAGCCCCGGAUAAGCACAGAUCGGCCAAUGGAGCUGCGGGUUAAGUAUUUCUAUGAGUCCUGCCUGGACACGGCGGCAUUAAGGACGAAACAGCGAUCCCAUCUAUUAAGUGUUCUGAGGGAAUUUGGUGGAAUGCCGGCAGUUGAGGGUAAAGAGUGGGACUACGCUGGCUUCGAUGCUCUUGAGACAAUGGCCCAGCUUCUACGCCGCUAUGGAAAGUUGACUCUACUAGGUGUCUAUGUAUCUCCGGAUUUCUCCAAUUCCCAAAUGAAUCGCCUAUAUCUGGGUCAGCGAGACGGAAUGAUUUUCGACUAUGUUUAUCACCUAAGGUUGCAAUUACAAAAUCUUCUCGGUCUCUCGAAAGAGCAAGCCGAAGAAACGGCUAAUGAGAUUUUCGAGCUACAUAUACAACUUUCGCGUAGUGUCCUCGAGCAUGGAAAGCCCCUAGAUCCGCGCCUGAAGAAUCACCUAACCACGCUGUCCAACAUUAGCGAAGCAAAUGGGCCCACUCUAAACCUAACUCGCUUUGUGAGCACCUGGUUGGGUCACGAAUACAAUCUCCCAGUGUAUGAGUCCGUACCCAUCUACCUCUUCCAGUUGAAGAACAUUCUAUUGAGCACUCCCAACCACGUGCUGGCCAACUAUAUGCUGUCCACUUUGUUAGCAGAUUUCGAUAUCGAUAUUGAUAAGGAUAAACAGGAGGAGAUAUGUGCCGAGAAGAUCACUGAACUCUUUCCCGCCGUAAUCGAUCAUUUAGUGUACCAUUCAUUGGAGCAGCAAAGCCCUCACAUGGCCAAUGAGCUAAACAACUUAUGGGUGGAACUGAAGGCCUCAUUCGAGGAAAUGCUGAGCUCUCCGGAUCUUAAAUGGCUGGAGGAACAGACGCGGAAGGAAUUACUGGAAAAACUUAAGAGCAUGUCCUUCGAGAUAGCCGGCAGUCAGGCGGUGGAUUUCGAGGAGCGGUAUGGCGCUCUAGUGGUCAGCUCCGCCGAUUACUACGGUAAUGUUCAACGGCUGCUGGAAGUUAAAGCCAGUGAUCUUCGUGCAGAUCUGAUGCGGGAAUCCAGGAAAAGAAAUUUCUACAAAGACGUGAUCGAAAGUCCAGUUUACAUAACCGAAUCUAAUAUGGUGGUUCUUCCGACUGCUUAUAUGCAGCAACGCUACCUCUGGGAUGACGUUUAUCCGGCUGCCUUCAAGUACGGCACGCUCGGCCUUUUGCUUAGUCACGAAAUGGCCCGGGGAUUCGACGAAGUGAACCGGCUCUUCGACAGUAAGGGAAAUCUAAAUGACAGCUGGAGCCCCCAGACCAAAAUGAGCUUUGACGUGAUUAAGGGUUGCCUUGCGGAUCAGUUCAGUGGGAUGUGGUACGGCGACAGGCCAUUGCCAAAGUAUGAGUCGCAAAGCGUGACUAUAGCAGAUAAUGUGGGUAUACGAAUUGCUCAGGCAGCGUACUGGAAGUGGUUGAAGCAAUUGAAGACCCAGGAUACAGAGAGCCUUCCACAUAUGACGCAGUCGCCGGAACAGCUCUUCUUCCUUAGCGUGGCCCAGUCCAUGUGCGCGGAUGUAAAUGAGUAUAGCCGGGCCGCCUUUGCUUUGGACAGUGACUAUCCACCGAAUGAGUGUCGAGUUAACGCCAUGAUGACCAAUAGCCUAGCCUUUGCCGAGGCCUUCCAUUGCAGUAACAAGACCCACAUGAAUCCCCCAUCCAAAUGCACAAUGUUUUAAUAUUCGCCUUGUCUAUCAGAUGACGCAAUGUCUAUAUAUAGUUAUUAAUUAAAUAUUUCCGCUUCCCAAGCAA